This is a messenger RNA of Sabethes cyaneus, 1823 nucleotides long. It is a transcript of the gene msi, whose product is annotated as RNA-binding protein Musashi homolog 2. The transcript has 7 exons. The record is from RefSeq and is a predicted model, not a curated record. NCBI's taxonomy places the organism in Eukaryota, Metazoa, Arthropoda, Insecta, Diptera, Culicidae. Gene Ontology annotation, molecular function: RNA binding. Bases 16 to 1590 code for a protein of 524 amino acids. Gene Ontology annotation, cellular component: cytoplasm.
GCCAAAUAAGAAAAAAUGCUGUUUGAAAGUCCCGUCGCCGCCGCAAAAAUGUUCCCAUACAGUGUGCCUCCACCGAUACAGGGUGCUGCUGCAGUCCCAGUGCAAAAUCUAAGAUUGCAUGGAACCACCUUUAGCGCUGGAACCUUGGACGCAAGCGGCCUGCUCGAACAUGACCUACACAACGGACUGGUGCCAAUCAAAACAGCGAACCUACUCACCCCGCAAGCGGCUGCCGUCGUUGCCCAUCAGAACAGAGAUCAACAACAACAGCAACAACAACAGCAGCAGCAACAGCAGCAGGUGCAGCAGCAACAGCAAUUGCAACAGGAGCAGAAAAUUCUGGCCAACAGUCAGCUCACCUUGGUCAGCAAUGCCGCGACAAAUACCUGCAACAAUAUGACAAAAGCCAACUCCACUAACGGCAGUUCCUCGGGACGAUCAACGCCGAACAGCAGCAGCGAUCCGGCACCCGGUAAGCUGUUUGUCGGUGGUCUCAGCUGGCAAACGUCGUCGGAAAAGUUGAGCGAAUAUUUCGGCAUGUUUGGCAAGGUAACCGAUGUGCUGAUCAUGAAGGAUCCCAUCACGCAGCGAAGCCGAGGUUUCGGAUUCAUCACCUUUCAGGAGCCAAAUAGCGUAGACAAAGUUCUCCAAGUGCCAAUCCACACGCUGGAUGGGAAGAAAAUAGAUCCGAAACAUGCAACUCCCAAGAACCGACCGAAAACACAGUCGAACAAAACGAAGAAAAUUUUCGUGGGAGGUGUCUCGCAGGAUACUUCCGCUGAAGAGGUUAAGCAAUAUUUCAGCGUAUUCGGUAAGGUUGAGGAGACAGUCAUGCUGAUGGAUCAGCAAACGAAGCGUCACCGGGGCUUUGGGUUCGUCACAUUCGAGCACGAGGACGUGGUGGAUCGGGUGUGUGAGAUUCAUUUCCAUACCAUCAAGAACAAGAAAGUUGAAUGCAAAAAGGCCCAACCGAAGGAAGCUGUGACUCCCACUGCUCAGCAGCUGCUGCAAAAAAGAAUCAUUUUGGGUAAUUUGGGACUGCCGAUCGCGAAUCCGGCAACAGCUCGCCUAGUGGGAGCUGCUCAGGCUCAAGCCCCACUCGUAAGCCAACUGGCUAAUCCACUGAUGGUGCAAGCGCAGGCCCAGGCUGCCCAUCAAGCGGCCGCUGCGGCCGCAGCCAUGCAGGUUCAGAAUGGAUUCGGCAAAGUGUUCACUACAUAUCCACCUACAUUGCAUAGCUUUAGGUACGCACCAUAUCCGAUGCCUUCGGCUGCUGCGCAGCAUGCCGCAGUAGCUGCCUCGGCAGCCACACAGCUUACUGGUGCACAAGCUGCAAGCCAAUCUCUUCCGCAUGCCCAAUCGAUAGCUGGAGCCACCGCUCAACCGGCACCGCAGCAGCCUACCGCCACCCCUCAACAGGCAGCUCAGGCAGCUGCUACUCAUCAUCAACUUGUCCCCGCAGGCCUUGCGGCCGGAGCCAAUCCCUAUCAGGGAUACAGUCUGGCCAAUGUCGAUAUGUCGAGCUUCCAGAACGUGGACUGGGGCUCGAUGUACGGCAUGGGAAUAUUGUUUUCCGAGGCACACUGUUGAGUGAGUUGCGUUGAGCGAUUCGAGGCUAAUCCUGCUCGUUCAUACAUAGUUCAAAAGUAGAAGCAGGAGCCAUUCCAACCUUAGUGUAUAACUUGGUCUUUCACUUUCCCGCUUUUACGAUUGGUACCAUUGAAUGCGAACGGGAAUCUUUCGAGAACGGAAGUGCCGAAACGAAAAAAAAACUGUGCCAGUGUGAUAAUUGCGGCAAACUGCGUAAGUGUGAUAAGGUCCUU